UUGGAAGAACAAGGACAGCCAUAAAAGGCAAGUUCAAAAAAAAUCAACAACAUAUGCUUAGCUCUAGUCUGCAGGGUUCCAAAACUGAACAGGCUACUCAAGAUGGGUGAUGUCAAGCUUGCUGUCUUGGGUGGCAAAGGUACAGGGAAGUCAGCUCUUACAGUAAGGUUUCUUACCAAGCGGUUCAUUGGGGAAUAUGCUUCUAAUUUUGAAUCUAUCUAUAAUAAACACUUGUGUUUGGAAGGGAAACCAUUAAAUCUGGAAAUAUAUGACCCAUGUUCUCAACCACAGAAAGCAAAGUGCUCCCUCACAAGUGAGCUGCACUGGGCAGACGGCUUUGUGAUUGUGUACGACAUCAGCAACAGGCCUUCCUUUGCUUUUGCAAAGGCCCUUAUCUACAGAAUUCGGGAACCACCAACGACUCAUUGUAAAAGGGUGGUGGAACCAGCUGUGGUUUUAGUUGGCAACAAGCAAGACCUCUGCCACAUGCGAGAGGUUGGCUGGGAUGAAGGGCAAAAGCUCGCGAUUGAUUUCCGCUGCCAAUUCUGUGAGCUGUCUGCAGCAGAGCAGUCCUUGGAGGUUGAGGUGAUGUUUCUCAGACUCAUCAAAGACAUUCUGAUGAUCUUCAAACAUAAGGAGAAGAGAAGACCCAGUGGGUCUAAAUCAAUGGCCAAACUGAUCAAUAAUGUAUUUGGAAAAAGAAGAAAAUCUGUUUAGAUUUUAGAUCAAAUCCCGUGGAAUUGAUCCAUCAAAGGGUUUUAAAUACUUAAAUGGCAAUUAAACUUAUGAUUUAUACAAUUAAAAGACAGAAUUUUUUUGAACUGUGAAAUGAGAAAAAAUUAGUCAUGGCUUCAUCUUAAAAUUUAUAAUUUGUUCCUUGAGUUAUAUUUGGUUCACAUUGUUUCCCACACAAAUUUUCACUUGUACGAGAGAACACUUACUCUGGUGUAAAAGUGGAGAGCUGAACUCAAUGCCUCAUUGAGAAAACCCUGCACAUGCUGCUUUAUUAA
This is a messenger RNA of Arvicanthis niloticus (Nile rat), 1010 nucleotides long. RefSeq names its product RERG like (gene Rergl). Gene Ontology annotation, molecular function: GTPase activity; GTP binding. The record is from RefSeq and is a predicted model, not a curated record. NCBI's taxonomy places the organism in Eukaryota, Metazoa, Chordata, Mammalia, Rodentia, Muridae.